Messenger RNA from Ectocarpus sp. CCAP 1310/34, 1768 nucleotides. Lineage: Eukaryota; Phaeophyceae; Ectocarpales; Ectocarpaceae. The record is from the annotation of a GenBank genome assembly.
GUGGGGUUGUUCACGUGUGCUUGACACUGCACCUACCAGCUCAGUGCUGGUCGACCGCGCACGUUGCUGCGUGACGCUGCGUUUCAUGGCGGCUAAGACGACCACUUCCUUCGAAGGAAGAGGGAGAAAGCGCAAGCGGCAAGUAUCCUGGGCCGCCGCGGAACUGCUGGAAGAGGUGAAACUGUUCCACAUGGCGAAACCCGUAAACCCUUCCAUACCGCCUCCCGUCGUUGAUGAUGGCGGGGAAGAUGCUGCUAGCCAACCAGGACUAGCGCUUCUCGGUCUACUCGGUGUCGAGUCAUCGUCAUCACUGCCAGCAUCUACAUCAUCGUUCUCAACGGCUUCACCCUCCCCCCUUUCUGUUGAUUCACCUAGCACCACCUUUCUUGCUCCUGUCGGUGGUGCGGGGAUAAUGAAUGGAGGGGAUAAUUUCCAGCCAUCAACCACCUCCGUACAGCUGCCUCCAGACGUGCAAGGUGGAAGUUUUGUCGGCAGUAGUAGUCAUAGUGGAGACGGGCCUGGCGGAACGGAAGGGGGACCAGCGACCGGACGCACGGUCGGAGCAAGCAGACUCUUCAAGGGCUUUGAAAAGACGGAGACAGUAGUAAGGAGGAAGAAGGUAGCGCCGCCACCCCCACCGGCUGGAGCACCUCCGCCAAUACCCCCUUCUGGCGAAAGAGAGCACGUGACACAUCGAUACCCGAAAGACAUUUGGCCAGGGCACAAACCUCCAAAUCACUUCGUCGGAGGGGAAGGGGCAAGCGAUGGCGAGAGAGCUGGGGAUGAGGAACAGCUCGAAUUUUUCUGCGACGGGUGCGACGAGACGAUUCCCAGCGGCGUCGAGCGCAUGGAGUGCGCGGUGUGCCCUGAUGAGUUCUGCCUGUGUCAUGCUUGCUACGACGAGGGAGAGGUCCUUGAUAAGCGACACAAGCAUGAGCUCUUGCCCUCCGCAGCUCCGUUUCACGUUACGCGUGCUGCCCCAAGCGCCGCGGCGGCGCUGGAGGCAGCAAAAGCGUUGCACGUUGCCGAGGCACACCACGGGGAAGGCUUGGCCUACGAUGAGGCCGACCUAGGAUAAAAGUUCUACAACGCGUCCUUGGACGUUGUGAUAGCGGGGGUUGGUUUUGCAUGCCCAGUGCACUGCUGUAAUUUGCGUCCAUGUCGGGUUUCACAGUCGAUGACAGGUCGGAUAGAUGCCUCAGAUGUGUUGGUGUUGGUUUUGGUGUAGAAUCCGCGAUUUUCCGGUAAGACAGAACUGGACGUCAUUCGCACUUAGACGACUGUAGGAUGUCCGCGAGUGUUUUGCCUUGCAGUAUCUGUGGACACAACCACCGAACUUGCCUAGGUAGACACCUAAGGUAUGAGAGAGACCAUUCACAAGGUCUCGACAGGUCGUAAGCAUAAGUUCACGUAUCGGAGGUUGAGAGCAUAUUUUCAUCGUGGUAUGGAUAGGCUGUUUCAAUGUAGAGAAUCGUGGUGGGCUGCGAAUCCGAUGAAAGGAUAUGUUGUAGCCAUGGAUCAGUUGAUGUUGGUCGAGACCACAACCCAUGGGAAGGUCGACGCGGUGUUUCCGGCGAUGUACAGGAUAACUGUGUAUGCCGAUGUUCGUAAUUAUACCCUCAGCAGUGACGACUGUUCGCCUGUUCAAGGUUUAUGGUGUGCCUGUUACUCUCUGUGUUUCUCCCUGUGGGGCGACUGGUAAUACGCAAGAUAAUCCGUGCGUCAUGCUUAGAUUGACUUAAUUACUGUACUUGCUGGUCAGCACUAA